Molecule: messenger RNA, 1130 nt
Organism: Periophthalmus magnuspinnatus
Lineage: Eukaryota; Metazoa; Chordata; Actinopteri; Gobiiformes; Gobiidae
Product: zinc finger protein 501-like
Exons: 1
Coding region: 1-1125 (374 amino acids)
Source: RefSeq, a predicted model, not a curated record
AUGGAGACAGAGGCAGAUGGAGACCACUACAACCAAGUCCAGAGCAGAGACAAAAGCACCACUGCACCAAACUCAAGUCUAUCCCCCAAACACAAGUCUGCACCAGAGACCAGAGCCACUGUGGACAAUGGGGACGUGUCAGGAACAGCCAAACGAGCAGCAGGGAAGAAACACCAGUGCUUAGUUUGUAAAAAGAGAUUUGGCUUAAAAAGCGAUUUAAUAAGACACUUGAGAAUUCACAGAGAAGAGAAACUUUACACCUGUUCUGUCUGUGAGAAAUCAUUUAAUCGAAAGAGUACUCUUACACAACACAUGGGAACACACACAGGAGACAAACCUUACAGCUGUUCUGUCUGUGAGAAAGCAUUUAUUCAAAAGAGUCAUCUCACAAGACACAUGGGAACACACACAGGAGACAAACCUUAUAACUGUUCUGUCUGUGAGAAAGCAUUUAAUCGAAAGAGUAAUCUCACAAUACACAUGAGAACACACACAGGAGACAAACCUUUUAACUGUUCUGUCUGUGAGAAAUCAUUUAAUCGAAAGAGUACUCUUACACAACACAUGGGAACACACACAGGAGACAAACCAUACAGCUGUUCCCUCUGUGAGAAAGCAUUUAUUCAAAAGAGUAGUCUCACAAAACACAUGAGAAAACACACAGGAGUCAAACCUUACAGCUGUUCUGUUUGUGAGAAAGCAUUUAUUCAAAAGAGUAAUCUCACACAACACAUGGGAACACACACAGGAGACAAACCUUAUAACUGUUCUGUCUGUGAGAAAUCAUUUAUUCAAAAGAGUAAUCUCACACAACACAUGGGAACACACACAGGAGACAAACCUUAUAACUGUUCUGUCUGUGAGAAAGCAUUUAUUCAAAAGAGUGUUCUCAAAAGACACAUGGGAACACACACAGGAGACAAACCGUACAGCUGUUCCCUCUGUGAGAAAGCAUUUAUUCAAAAGAGUAGUCUCAAAAAACACAUGAGAAAACACACAGGAGACAAACCUUACAGCUGUUCUGCCCAGAGCCGUGAUCGAAAAGACAUACAAAAAGUCACACAGGAGAGAAAUAGUUUAAAAUACAGUCUAACAAGCCUCAAACAGAGCAGUGCCUACAGUUAGCAUCA